UGGUUCCCUCCAGGCAUGGCCUACAGAAAGGACCUCUUCAUGAGGCGCACAUUGGACGUCCAUAAUGUGAUGGUUCGAGCCUGGUUGGACCACCUUGAGCAAGGCAUAGGAGACAAAGGCCAUGUGAAUAGGACCAGCACAUACAAUGGGUCCCUGGUGAGAACGUUCAAAGUGCUUCAGGCAGUACUUCCCUCUGACCGUCCAGCUAGACAUUAUCCUGGGUGCCCCUCCUGGAUGGCUGAUCUUAUGUGGCAGCUGACCAGAGACAGAAUCCGCCAGUGCCCACAUGAGUCAGACACUGUGGAUAUGUUGACAUUUCCAAUGGUUAGCACUGGAAAGAGUUUUGGAGUGAUUCGCAAGAUCCACCCUUUCAUCAACAGAGAUCUUGAGAGAGAUCGUGUCCUCACUGUGGAGCAGCCCAGUAUCACAGUGUCUAUAUGGGUCUUUCUGGUGCAGUGGUGUGACAAGAAACUGUGUGGAAUCAUCCAUCAUGUUGAUCAGAACAGCAAAUACGACACUCCUCUGAUACAGCUCACUGACACAGGAGAUAUCAUAAUUCAGGUUCGUGUGGUGUCUGGGGGAGAUCAGGCAUUCAGAGCCCACACAGCUCUGCCUCUCUGGACCUGGAUCAGACUAGACUGCUUCAUACAAGGCUCUAAGGUGACACUCUUUCAGAGUGACAUCCAUUACAAUGACACUGGUGGAUACUUUGUGAUUGGAGGGGGCAGGUUCAUGCCAGGUUUCCAUGGCUAUUUUGGACCAAUCAAAUACUAUCGUUUGGGCACAGAAAAGGUGAUCAACUUCCUUUCCCCUGCCAAGACAUUAGAGGGCCUGGAAAAGACUCACAGAGAGUGUGAUGUUAUCAGAGAAGUCACUGCAGCCUUUCUUCAGGCUGUGACACACAACCAGGAAGUCUUUAUGACAGGAACUAAGAACAGGAGAACACCCCUUCACCUUGGAAGCAGAUUGUUUGAGCAUGUAGUGAAUAGACUGUCCAAUAGAGGAAGCAACCAGAUGGACUCCACCACCACCUCCUCCUCCCUGAUAGCCCUGCUGCAGAUGUCCUCCUGCUAUGGCUACCACCACGCCUCCUUGCUGCUCUCCACCAUCCAUCUGGCUGGCCUGGGGGCCCCUGUGGACCAACAGCAGGGUCAUGUCUACAGUCUGAUUGGUGCACUGGGAGACAACCGUUUAGCCCUCAUGCAUUUGGGCUACAAACACACACAAGGAAUUGACGGGUUCCCCAAAGACUUUGACAUGGCGUACAGUUACUACUCCAAUGUUGGGGCACAGACCAGUAUUGACCAAGGGCGGGUACUGGGGAAUCAGCAAUAUAUCACUGAGCACAUUCUUAUAAGCAACGAGAACCACCUGAACAGCCUAACCCAUGAGACAGGUGACACCUUUCAGUAUAUCAAACUUCAAGCUGACAGAGGAGACGUUGAAUCACAGAAACUUCUAGCAAAGCUUCUAUUCUGGGGUCAAAAUGGUGUCUCUAAGGAUGUUGGGAGUGCAGUUAAGUGGUACGCUAAGAGUGCCAUGGAGCUGGAGGAUCCUGCAGCCAUGUAUGAGUACUCUAUCUUAUUAUUUAAGGGACAGGGGGUGAAGAGGAACAUGACUCUGGGUCUUCAGAUAUUGGAGAAAGCUGCAGCCAAGGGUUCAGUCCAAGCCUUGAAUGGGCUGGGAUGGUAUUACAGCACCAUACUGAGAGACUACAAGACUGCCUACAAGUACUUUGAACAGGCUGCCCACAAUGGCAGUCAUGACGGCAUGUUUAACCUGGGUGUGUAUCACUUAAAUGGGAAGAACCCACACAACCCAGAAAAGAAUGAGACUGCUGCGUUUCAUCUCUUCCUAAACUCCUCCCUCUAUGGUCACGUGGACGGGGCGGUGGAGGCGGCCUGGUACCUGUCCACAGGAAACAUGGAGGGGGUCUCCCGGGACACAGAGAGGGCUGUGAUCAUUCUGAAACAGAUCUGUGAGCAGAAUGGUUACCUGGGAUACAUCGUAAGAGAGGCUCUCCAAGCCUACCUCCAGGGCUCCUGGGGCGAGGCUCUGGUCAGGUAUGCCCUUGCCGCUGAAACAGGUUUGGGAGUGGCCCAGAAUAAUGUUGCCUACCUAUGUGAGGAGUUGAAGCAGAGCUAUGAUUGUCAAUGGAGGUAUUAUAACCAUUCCACAAUGAACUAUGCCCCACAUGAUUCUGGUUUGCUGAAGAUGGGCGACUACUACUACUCAAGCAGCAGGCUAGGAGCUGUUGAUCAGGCUAUAUCACUGUACAGCAGAGCAGCCCUGGCAGGCAGUUCUCAGGUGUCUUACCAUGUAUUAUCACUGUCAUUUACAUGCUACAAUUAA
Salvelinus namaycush (lake trout) is the source of this 2352-nucleotide messenger RNA. RefSeq names its product protein sel-1 homolog 3-like. The record is from RefSeq and is a predicted model, not a curated record. The coding region runs from base 16 to 2352 and encodes 778 amino acids. Lineage: Eukaryota; Metazoa; Chordata; Actinopteri; Salmoniformes; Salmonidae. The transcript has 18 exons. Gene Ontology annotation, molecular function: protein binding.